Molecule: messenger RNA, 3216 nt
Organism: Megalopta genalis
Lineage: Eukaryota; Metazoa; Arthropoda; Insecta; Hymenoptera; Halictidae
Source: RefSeq, a predicted model, not a curated record
CGCCAAGGAUGUUUGUGCGUGCCUGGCACGAUCGCUGUUACAUCGCGAUCGCUGUCAUCGUUGUCGUUGUCGUCGUCGUGGACGUCUUCGAUUGACAUUGUUGCCCGAGUUGUGUUUUAAUCGUCGUCGACGCGAUAUAACGACCGAGACGGUGAAUUGCCAAUCUAGAUUCGAACGGAGUCAGCGAUCCCUGUCCGCGAGAUGUCAAGUCAAAUAUGCCUGAAGUGGAACAGUUUUUUGAACAACAUCGCGACCAGUUUCGAGAGCCUUUGGGAAGAGGAAGGUCUCGUCGACGUGACCCUGGCAAGCGAUGGACAAUGUCUUACGGCCCACAAAGUCAUCCUCUCUGCCAGUAGCCCGUUCUUCAAGAAAGUUUUCCAGACUAACCCGUGUCAGCAUCCAGUUAUAAUAUUGCAAGAUGUACACUUCAGCGAGUUGGAAGCCUUACUUAUAUUUAUAUACAAGGGAGAGGUGAAUAUAGAACAGAAGAACUUGCCGGCUUUGCUGAAAGCUGCGGAGACCUUGCAAAUCCGAGGACUCUCUGGCGGAGAUAUAUUCGCUAAAGAGUCUUACAAGAGAUUGGCCGAAUUGGAACAAGCCGUGGAAGAGGAAGCAGGCACUGCCAAGGAAGACGCGCCGAAGAAAAAGCAAAAGUUGAAGCAUCAGGCCAAUUCUAUCCUGGAAACUGUACUGGCACCCAGUGUAUCACAGUUGGAAAACACAGACGAGUCGACCACCAGCGAUCAAAGUGGAAAAGAUGGGGAUUAUCCGUCGCAGAAAACUGUUCAGAAUCCGGUUUACCAUCGUUUGGAAAUGAAGAUCGAGCCACUGGAAUCGGCAGUUGAGGAGCUUCAGAAGCAAUCGGCAGUGGACAAAGAUCCUGUGGAGAGACUGGACACCGGGCAAGUCGAGGGUAACCAAGGGUCUGGGAACAGCCCUGCUGAAGACAUUUCCGGUUUAUCUGGGUUAUCCGGCCUAACUGGAUUCUCGGACGUGAAGCCGCUGCUUUACGCGUAUCAGCAGCUACCUUACGCCGAUCUUCUGCCGAGCCCGGAGAUUAUUUCAACCUGGGCGACUUCUCGACCGAUGGAUCAUUUGGCCUGUGACCUUAUGAAGAUCCUCUUUACCCCGGAGGAGAGGAUUCUCUGUAACGUAAACGGCAAGAUGGGCAAACAGCAGUUCGAUAGUAACAAAAUACAUUUGAUAAGGGAAGUUCUGUUGCACUUUAGCGGUAUCGCACCCAAUAGCGUCGAAUGGGAGGAGACAUGGAAGAACUGCGUGACCAAGAUCGACACUAGCAAUAGGGGCUUGAAAAGAUAUUUGUUCCAGAGGCGGUCGUCUCGAUCUUCGAAGCCGAGCGUAACCGUGAUCGCCGAGGCGCGCGAGGUUUCGUCUCCUUCGCCGGAGCCUAGGACCUGUCCGAUCGGCCUCGAUCGGACUCCGUCCUCGAAAACCAUCGAGGAUGUCUACCCUUCGACGAACAUAUCGUGUUCAGAGUCGAUACCCGAGCAACGAGAACCCACGAAUCUGCUCGUCGAUCGAGAGGGCAGGGUUCUGCGAUCCGGCUUCCCGAGCUGCGCCGGUGCCGCUGGCAAUUCCGAUUUUCCGGAAGAGAAAGGAAGUACGGCAUACCCUCCGUUCCCUUGUCCCUUCUGCGACAGAGCGUACACGAGCUGGGGUUUUCGGCGGAGACACAUCAAAGCCGUCCACACGAUUUCGCCGUCUCUCAAUUGCAAAUGGUGUUUGCAGGUUCUGCCUACGCAUGCAGCUUGGAGACGACACGUGAUCGUGGCGCACAAUCUCUCGGCGGUCGAUGCGCACAACGGUCUCUUGAUCCUGGAGGAGGCGCACAUGGUUUUGCAAAUCGCGCGUCCCACCAGACUGGACACUUUAGUCAACAUAAUUAAGCAAACUUCUCAGCAGAGCAGUAAUCAGGACAAUCCACGGUCCAACAAGGGCUGAGAUCGUUUGCACCGCGCAAUCUGUAACGUUUCCUUCUAUAAACGGUUCCCGGAAACAAAAUUGUAUAUCGCGCUCUCGACGUUCGUCCAACGAGAGCCUAUCUUAUGUUUCAAAUCGUGACGUUAACGUAUGUAUAUUUAUUUGUUAACGAACCAAUUCUGCGUUCAGAGGAACGCACCGAUUUUACACACUUCGUAUGGGAUUGUACCGACACGACGAGUCGCGCGCUAACAAAUUUGUUAUUGAAUGAAAUUGGAGCGUUCUCGACAAGUGCCUCGACGCGCAGCUCGCGACUGUUGUUUCCUUUUCAUUAAGUUUUUAUAUGUGUAUAUUGUCGUUAUACAUUCUUUGUACGUGUACAUAUUCGCUUCGAUAGUCAUCGCCUACGGCCAGUAUCGCGCUGUGUUGCGCACAGUACUUUUAUUGUUGUAUUAACAAGAAUUUUAUACACGCAAUAAAAAUUGUAGGAAUAAACGUUUAACGCGGGACAAAAUAGGAAUAGGACCUUUUUCGCGCGACCGUAAAUCAAGCGACUAUUCGUAUAACCUGUUUGUUAAUCGUUUAUUCUUUAAAAUAUUCUUGACAGUAUCGUGCAUCAGUCGAUUGAAACUUUUAUAAAUAUAUUUGCUCGUAAAACGUGACGGGAAUUUCGUGCUUUUAUUUGAAACCGAUCGUGCAGGGUCGUGAUUACUUUUUUGGUAAUUUGUUGCUAUCGGUUACGUGAUUCGUUCGAUAAAUGAAUAUCGUUGCAUGCAGUAAAAUAAUGUGAAGGUGUUGCUUACAAAAUACACACGAAUUUUUAAUAACUCUUUGUCCCGGAACGAUCGCACGACGCGAACGUUCGCUGUCGUAUAAUUUCAUCGAGGUCGUCUGUUUGCAGGAUAUCUCUGUAAGUUUCAAUUUCGGUUUGCGUUUUCGUUUUUGUUUUUGUUUUCGUUUACGUUUACGUUCGGCCUGUUUGAACGUCGGUCGUGCGAUUUCGCUAGGCUCGGCCAACAUAAAAAGUGUGAUUAAAUAUUCGCGUCGGUAAGGAGCAUUGCUAACUGUUUGAGAAACUUGACGCGUUGUUCUGAAUGGAAACGUGUUCGAUGAAAGUUAUUGUACAUUAGACAGAGAUGUACCGGCUUCUCGAGGUACGGAAAUUACAAAACAAGUUCUUCACCGACAAACGACCGCGGCGAUAGAGAGUUCGUUUUCUAUUUUUGUUAUAAAUCAGAAAAAGAAACGCAAUAGAAAAUAUAUCGUAUGUACAUA